This is a messenger RNA of Saccostrea echinata, 4742 nucleotides long. RefSeq lists its product as uncharacterized. Bases 1 to 4191 code for a protein of 1396 amino acids. NCBI's taxonomy places the organism in Eukaryota, Metazoa, Mollusca, Bivalvia, Ostreida, Ostreidae. The transcript has 6 exons. Gene Ontology annotation, molecular function: nucleic acid binding. Gene Ontology annotation, biological process: DNA integration. The record is from RefSeq and is a predicted model, not a curated record.
AUGACAAAUUACCUGUUAACAUCUUGUUCAGGAAAAGUUCAAAGGUCAGGACGUAAAGUUCAAGGAUUAGUUGUUGAGUCAUUAGAUGGACAAAACUGUAUAGAUAUACCUACCAUCAUUGAGUGUGAUGAAAUUCCUGAAGUCAGAGAGGAAAUUCCUACACCAGAUGUAGCCCUACAUUAUGAACAUUUACAUGACAUUGCUGAUCACAUACCACCAGUUGAUCCUAAUGCAGAAAUCCUGUUACUGAUAGGAGGGGACAUAACCAAAGCACAUCAUGUUUUAGACCAACGCAUUGGAUUGGGAAAUCAACCCUAUGCCCAAAAACUGUCCCUUGGUUGGACUAUCAUUGGUGAGACUUGUUUGGGAAAAACCCAUAAACCAGAUGUCAUUAAUGUCAUGAAAACUUGUGUUCUACCUGAUGGCCGUCCAACUUUGAUGCUACCUUGCAACAGUAACUUACAGGUCAAGGAAAAAAUCCUCAAUGAAACCUCAACAAACAUCAUGUGUACAAAGACUGAAAUUGGUGAAAGUGUUUUUCAGAGGACAGAGAAUGAUGAAAAGUUAGGACUUUCUAUGGAUGAUCAUGAGUUCUUAGACAUCAUGAAUUCAGAAUUUACAAAAGAUCUUGAUGGACAUUGGCAAGCUCCACUUCCUUUUCGUAAGGACCAUCAAAGACUAGUAAACAACUAUGAUCAAGCUAGGAAGAGAGCAAAACAGUUAGAUUACACUUUGCAGAAGGAUCCUACAAAGAAAGAACAUUUUGUGGAAUUUAUGGAUGCAUUGUUCAAGAAUCAUCAUGCAGAAAUAGCACCGCCUCUACAGAAUGGAGAAGAGUGUUGGUACUUACCAUUGUUUGGAGUUUACAACCCAAAGAAACCAAACAAAAUUCGAGUUGUGUUUGAUUCUUCAGCAAAAUUCGAAGGAAAGUCGCUUAACGACGUACUACUUACCGGACCAGACUUGACAAACAGUCUUCUGGGUGUUUUACUACGGUUCCGCAGAGAGAAAGUCACAUUAAUUGGAGAUAUUGAACAGAUGUUUUAUUGUUUAAAAGUCUGUGAACCUCAUCGAAAUUUCUUGCGAUUUCUAUGGCAUGAAGACAACAAUCCUGAAAAGAGACUGAUCGAAUACCGUAUGACUGUUCACGUCUUCGGAAACAGUCCCUCGCCAGCCAUCGCAACCUACGGAUUACGCAAGACUGUGAAGGAAGUAGAAGAUAUGUUUGGGACAGAUGUAAUUCAGUAUGUAGAACGUGAUUUUUAUGUGGAUGAUGGAUUAACAUCACAACCUACCGUAGAAAAAGCUGUGGACCUAAUGAAAAGAACACAGAAAGCAUUGAGUUAUGGGAAAUUACGUCUACACAAAAUAGCUUCAAACAACCAGGAAGUUAUGAACGCUUUUCCACCUAGUGAUCUGUCAAGUGAAAUGAAAGACUUGGAUUUAUCAAAAGACAAUCUACCAACACAGCGCAGUCUAGGACUUAAUUGGGACUUACAGUCAGAUUCGUUUUUCUUUAAAAUUUCAAAUGAUGUCAAACCAUUCACAAGAAGAGGUGUGUUAUCAACAAUAAAUAGUAUAUUUGACCCCCUAGGAUUUCUCGCCCCAAUUAUCAUCCAAGGCAAGUCACUUAUGAGGAAUCUACUUCAAGAAACAGUCAACUGGGAUGAACCUUUACCAGAAAGUCAGUCUACUCAGUGGGAAAAAUGGAAAAAUUCCUUACAACAUCUCCAGAAUCUACACAUUCCAAGAGUUUACAUAGAACUGACUCAGUCAUGGAGUGAGACAAUGAACAAAACAAUUCACAUUUUUUGUGAUGCUUCAGAAUCAGCAAUAUCAGCAGUGGCCUAUGUAGAAUCACAAGGAAACUUUGGAUUUAUCCUCGGCAAAUCAAAACUUGUGCCCUUAAAAGGACAUUCGAUACCACGUUUAGAACUUUGUGGCGCUGUGCUAGCUGUGGAAAUUGCUAAGUGUGUAUCAGAACAGCUAGAAUUACCGAUUGAACAUUUUAAGUUUUACUGUGAUAGUAAAGAAGUGUUGGGAUAUAUUUUCAACAAUUCAAGGAGAUUCUAUCAGUAUGUGGCAAACAGAGUGAUGCAAAUUCGUAAAGUGACCAAACCAGAUCAGUGGUCAUACAUAUCGACAGACAAAAAUCCAGCUGAUCAAGCAACAAGACAGAUACCAGUUAAAGCUCUACAAAAAAGUACUUGGCUAUUAGGACCAUCACCUCCACACUUACAACAGAUUCAGCACCCAUGCAUAUCUUAUGAGAUGGUGGACCCAGAUUCAGACAGGGAAGUCAGACAAGAAAUCACUUGUCUAAAGGUUGACAUCUAUAGACUUGGAUUGAAAUCGGAAGGAUUCUCAUGCUUUUCCCAAUGGAGGAAACUUGUUGAAACUAUUGCCAGACUUCAACAUUUAGCACAUUCCUUUCAACAAGGAGACAGUAAAUGCUCUGGGUGGCAUGUGUGUGAAGAUUCAAGAACUGUGGAAAAUUUCAACAAAGCUGAGAAACUUAUCAUCAAAAUUGUGCAGAAUGAAGUGUAUUUAGAAGAAAUUCAGUGCAUAUUGAAAGAAAAACCUCUACCUAGAGAUAGUAACAUUUUACCUCUUUUGCCAUUCUUGGAUAAAGAUGGAAUACUGAGAGUUGGAGGACGUCUCAACAAAAGUUCUUUACCAAUCAAUGAGAAAAAUCCAGUGAUAAUACCCAGAAACCAUCAUAUAGCGUUGUUGAUUGUUCGUUACUAUCAUGAACUCUGUAAACAUCAAGGUCGCCACUUAACAGCAGGAGCGAUUCGUAGUGCUGGAUUCUGGAUAAUAGGAGCCAGAAAAUUAGUUUCAUCCAUACUUCACAACUGUGUCAAAUGCAGAAAAUUACGUGGAAAGCUAUUGUGUCAAAAAAUGUCGGACCUUCCUACCGAUCGUUUGGAGCCUAGUCCACCAUUUACUUACAUUGGCCUGGAUACGUUUGGACCAUGGGAGAUAGUUACUCGUCGGACGCGUGGAGGAUCUGCAAACUCGAAAAGAUGGGCAAUCUUAUUUACCUGCCUUACAACGAGAGGAAUUCACAUUGAAGUUGUGGAGGAGUUAAGCUCUUCAUCAUUUAUCAAUGCCUUUAAGCGGUUUGAAGCCAUUCGAGGAAAAGUUACCCAAAUUCGUUCAGAUCAAGGAACCAAUUUCGUGGGUGCUAUAAAUGACCUGAAAAUUGAUUCAACUGGACUCAACUUAGAAGACAGUAAAAUCAAAAACUUCCUUUAUGAGUGUGGAACUACUUGGAAGUUUAAUCCACCCCACUCUUCGCAUAUGGGUGGCGCAUGGGAACGCCUCAUUGGAGUAGUAAGACGUGUGAUUGAUGCAGUUAUGUUGGAGAUACCAGCUAGAUCACUAACUCAUGAAACACUGACGACAUUUAUGGCAGAAGUUUCAGCAAUCGUAAAUGCCAGACCAUUAGUCCCCUUAUCGGAAGAUGCAGAUGAACCGUACCCUCUGAGCCCUUCCAUGAUACUUACCCAGAAAACUCCUGUGAUCGUCGACCUUCCUGUUGACAAGAUGAACAUGUAUCAAGCUCAGUGGAAACCGUACAGCAUAUGGCAGAUUUAUUCUGGACGCGCUGGAGAAAAGAGUAUCUUCAUACUUUACAGAUUCAUUGCAAGUGGACGCGUACUGAAAGAAACAUUACAGAAGAUUUGCCAGUCAGAAAAAAAUGUCCCAACAAAUCAGUACACUAAUGGCUUUGUUGCCACAGCAACAUUCAGUGGCGACCCCGGGAAGAAUCAGCUGGUACUGACUUACACUGGAGACAAUGCUACUAUACCAGGCGGGGAUAUUAAACAAAGAAAAACUAGUAUUUCAUUAAUCUGUAAAGAAGAUGCCUCUAGUGAUGUAUUUACUGUGUCUGGGGAGACACCUACAGGUCAAGUUAAUUAUAGAUUCACAUUAACGAGUAAACAUGCCUGUAUUAUUCCAAAUCCAGGGUUGAGUGCAGGAUCUGUCCUACUCAUUUUGUUUUUUGUAUUUGUUUUGGUGUAUCUGAUUGGUGGAAUUCUAUUCCUACGAUUUUAUCGAGGGGCCAAUGGCAAGGAGAUGAUUCCAAAUUUUGAAUUUUGGAAAGACUUUCCUUUCCUUGUAAAGGAUGGUAUGAUGUUUACAUUUCGUGGAUGUAAAACGGAUACAACAUACACACAGAUAUAGAGCUCUGAGCUUCAGAUCAUCAUGUACAUUUAACGUAACUGCCAAAGUUGAAGGUGAAUGAAGAAUGUCUCUUUACAGAAUUUAAUAUUCAGUGGUAUGAAGUAAUUUAUAUUGCCAUAUGCAGUGAUUGUUGUUAAAAUUUAUUGAAAAAAAGAAAUGAAUGAAAGUGGUUUUGUUAUUUUGCCAGUGCUAAAUAUAUUGAUAAUUUUAUGAAAUUUGGAUGGUCCAUCAGCCUGAUAAUUUUUAGCUAACCUAAGCCAAAGGCUCAAGUGAACUUUACUGAUCGAAAAGAGUACAGCAUCCUGUCAGCCUAUUUUGUGUCGUCCAUAAACUUUCACAUUUUUGAUUUCUUAAGAACCACUGAGCCAAUUUCAUCCACACUUACCAUAAUUGAUGCACCCUUGAAUGAAAAGGAAUUAAGCUUGUUCAAAUGAAGGACCAUAACCUCUACCAAGGGGAGAAAAUAAAGAAUUAGUGGAAUUUAAUGACAUUUUUUAAAGAUUUUUUUCUUAAGAACCACUGACCAAGAAAAAUGAAACAUAUGAAAGUUU